AUGGACGAUCCCUCGCGACCUCGGAGCGCGCCCGCGAGCGCGGGAACGCACGCGAAACCGUCCACGACGUCGCAGUCGGUGGGUAAGAUCACGCUCCGGCCGGGGUACUCGCAGAUGGAUUGGUUGCGUCGGAGCAAGCGCGAGCGCGUGGACGGAGGCGUCGGUGACGUCGAUACGCGGCGCACGAUCUCGCUCGAGGAGCUGAGGAGACACAACACGCGGAACGAUUGUUGGAUCGGCCUUCGGGGGCGGGUGUACAACCUGACGGCGUACGUGGAGUAUCACCCGGGCGGGGCGGCGAUUUUGGAGCGGUCGUUCGGCACGGACGCCACGGCGCUCUUCGACAAGUAUCACAAGUGGGUGAACGGGGAGUACAUCAUGCGAGCAACGCAGGUAGGGGUCAUGCCGGGAUUCAUCGAUGACGAUGAGAGCGAUUGA
This is a messenger RNA of Ostreococcus tauri, 438 nucleotides long. Its product is annotated as Cytochrome b5-like heme/steroid binding domain. The transcript has a single exon. The record is from RefSeq and is a predicted model, not a curated record. Lineage: Eukaryota; Viridiplantae; Chlorophyta; Mamiellophyceae; Mamiellales; Bathycoccaceae. The coding region runs from base 1 to 438 and encodes 145 amino acids. Gene Ontology annotation, molecular function: heme binding.